AUGCGUUCAUCGACCUCGCACGUGAAUCCCACCACGGUAAUUGCUGAACCACCCAUCCCAGCACCUCGCCCUCGCCCCCGCCCUCAACUUCGCUCUCGCUCACAAACUCAACACACCCUCUUGAUCGUCCCCAAGGUCCUCAACGACAGCACGACAAUCCUCCAGAAGUCGCCUACCUCUGCCCAGGAGGACGAGGAGACAUUUUUCAGCGCCGUCACUACUCCCGCCGCUGGUAUGCGUGGUGGUGAGGACUUAGAGGCCUUGAAGGGAUUGACGCUGAUUACGAGAACGGAGAUUGCAAAGACUGCUGCUCUUUCUGCGGAUGAGGGUCGCGAUUUUGAGGAGGAGGAGGAGGAGGAGGUGUGUGAUGAAAAGACAAGGAUUCUUGCUAAGCAGCAGGACAAGUCCUACAGCGAAUGGGUGUCGAAUAAGUUGUACAGGAUGCAGCAUGGGUUUCAAAAGAUCCGAUCUCUACAGAACCAUGAGCAGGACGCCGACUGUGAUGACGGUGCAUCUAUUGCAUCGACCGAGCUGCUUGACGGUUACACUGGAUCCGACGAUGAUGUACUGAACGCCCUCCAGGAACUGCGACUCAUCCAUCGUCCUCAGACCGGCAACUUCUUGAUCCUGGUGGACCAGCUGCGAGCGAUGCGCAGGGCUGCAGAGACACUGCAAUCAGACGACGUGUCGAUUCUCAAUGCUGUACUCAGCAAGUGUGAACGCGUCUUUGAACGCCACCAACGCUUUGACCAGAUCCUUGAGACAGAUCCCAGCAAGGAAGAAACCGUUAAGGCACUCUACGAACUGAUCAACGCCUCCUCACAAGAGACCAUCGAGCUCAUCCAGGACUGGUCAGCCGUCUACCAUGCCCUUCAGGAACUCGUCCUCUGUAUUCGGACCAUCACCGCCGCCCUCGUCAACAACUCUUCUUCAGCUACUGGCUGCAAGUCACCCAAAUCUACGCGCCGCUCGCUUUUUGGAAAAAAGUCGACACUCUCACACGUCAAUGGGUCCUCGGCCCAUGUCAACAAUAUUUCGUCAGCGACAUUGAACGGUCAAGGAGCAGGAGGGGUGAUGCCACAGUUCUCACCAGAGGUAUUGAGACACCACCAAGAGGUAUGCGCAAACUGGGCAGCCCAAAUGAGAACCUUUGAGCACCUCGCUCAGGCCUAUCGAGCCUUUGCCGCCCAAUGCACGACCUUCUCCCUCAUCCACGAGACCGACACCAUCGCCACAUACUAUGACCAAUCCAUUCGAUCCAAUUUCGAAAAGGCACAGACUGUCUUUUUGAACUCGAAGAAGUUGUCGUCUCUGCAUGAGCAGAUCGAUUAUUCGAAUAUGUUUAAGGUGUUGAAUAAGGAGAUGGCGUUGACGACGGUCGAGGAUCGGGCAAGUUUCCCGCAGUUUGUGCCGCUUUUUGCGAGGGGAUUGAUUGGAGAGAGGAAGUUGAUCCAUGAGGGGAGGUUGGUGGAGUUUGUGAGUGCUGCUUCUAGGACGGUGGAGGCGGGUGGUGGGGGUAAGAAGAAGGGGGUGGUGGUACCUGCGCCGCCGAAGGAGUAUCGGUUGAUUGUUACGACCGAUAUGAUCUUCAUGUGCGAGAUCGUACCUCCUCCUCCCGCUGGCGCCGCCCCUCACGAGGCAACAAAGUCGUCAUCCAAGAAACUGUCGAGAUCAGAGUCCAGGAGCGCCCUCAAAGCCGCCGCCACCAACGGAUCCACCCUCUCCCUCGCCGCUAGUUCCUCUGGAUCAAACGUCCACAAGCCGCUGCGACUCUGCCACGAACCCGUCUUAGUCAUUGACGCCCAGAUCUCAUCCACUCCCGAUGUUGUCUACCCGCCCGUUAUCCAGAAGGACAUGGUCAUGGUCUGUUUUUAUAACGACACGACUUAUAUCCUGCAGGCGGAGAGUGGCGAAGUUAGGGACGCCUGGGUCGAUGUUGCGCGUGCGCUAAACAUUGAACAGCCCAAGCCUUCGGCUUCUUGUCGCGAGCAGGAUGAGUUGGCCGAACUCCAACAGACUUGUGGUGGUGGUGGUGGUGGUGGUGGUGGUGGUAGCACGGCGACACUGAAUAUCUUUGCGGGUAGUGGGAUGUUCAAGUCUGGAGGAGGUGGUGGGUCUACUGCUGCUGGUGCAACAAGUGGAAGUAAGACGGGCAAAGUGUCGUUGUUGAAGCGGCUCAAGAGCCUCCGUCGAUCGACCGCCAAUCUCCACGCCGAGGACAACGGCUCCUUCCCGGAGAUCCACCCAGACCAACUCACUGCCACGGACGAAGAGGAACGCGCCAGACGCAUGCAGUUGGGCCAACCCUCCCUCUGGGAAGUUCGUCGUCUGCCCCUCGACCUUGGCGUCAUUCCUCCUUUGGAACAGCCCAUACCCUUCCGCAAGCGCCACCUGUACGAUAUCAGUGUCCAGAUCGAGGAUUUGACCACCGGUAAAUCGGCCCCAGGAGAGUUUGGCAUGGGCAUCGAAGACCGUGCAGCCUACUUCCGAGACGAAUGCGCACUCUUUGCAGUCCUCCGUCCUGCCCGCCUGAUCCCCUCCCAUGCCAUCGACCGCAAGAGGGAUGACUUCUUCCUCUGCAAGAAGCGCAUGCACAAGGGCGAGAUCCACUAUGUCGAGCCCCCUUACAUCACCGACUUCUAUGCCCGGUCCUGGCUCCACCCCGAGAUGCAUAUCGAGUUUGACCCCGAGGCCCGGACGGUGACGAUCGCAAAGAUGUACAAGAUCACCUGUUCCACCACUGAAAUCGUCGGCGAGUUCAAGAAGUAUCAUGAUUGGUUAAUGGAAAACGCCCGCAUCUCGCCCGAUAACACCUUCCUCUGUAUGGACUACCGCUCAAAAGCCCUCCGUGUCUUCAAGCGGAUCGAACGUGCCGCCUCCUCGGCCCCACAGACCAUGUCGUCUGUUGAAGAUACAAGGACCCUUGAGGGCGGACGAAAGUACACAGAGCUGGGCGAAUGCCAUAUGGAAUUCCGUCGGAUGUCCAACGCCCCCGACGCACUGUCUGUUGGCUUCUACAACCCGGCGACGAAACGCGAUAUGGCCAUUGGAGUCAUGGUCUUUGACAAGAUCAAGAUCAAAGCUACCGCUUCCAGUCUUGGUCUGAACGCCUUGAACGCUUUAGGAGCCACCAACGGCGUCGUCCGCGUCUCACCCUCAGAGAUAUCCUUGACCAUGUGGCAAACCGACGCCCGGACCCGUCCACGAUUCAUCAAAGGCCAACGUGUCUUCGAGACCGUGAAAUCGAAAUCUUUGGAUGUGUUCAAGCUUGUGGGCGACCGGGAUGCGUUGGACGAGUUAGAGGAGUUUAUCCGGAUCAAGAUGGGAACCGAUUGCAAGGCGCGCGAUAUCCCCGAGACGUUCCGGUUGAUCGAGAUUGCGUUCCAGGACCAAGUCCUCGACGCGCCCACGAUCGAGGAGGAGAAUGUGCUCGUGACUAGUCGUACUCAGUUAAAGGGAUCCGGUAGCAAGCCUCGCUCGGUCCGAUCUGUUGCUUCAUCUUCGUCGGCGACGACAACCCCUGCCCUGUCACCUAUGUCAAAAGAUAAUGGCCGCUUGUGCGACGACAACAAGUCCGUCAAGUCAACCAGAUCCUCCAAGUCGAUCCAGUCGAUCAAGGAAGAAGACAAGGCAAAGGUCUCCAGAAUCAUGGAGGAAGAUGAAGACGAGAACGACUGUGGCGAAUUCGGAUCUACCCACCCAGCUUGUAAAGGCUUCCUCGCCACCGUCCUUGAAGAAGACGAAGAAGAAGUCUCCUCUCCAUCCUCCCGUCACACCACCCUCUCCAAGAAGUGCAGCCUUGCCUCCUCAACCGCAACCUUCCGUCCCAAAUCCAAGAAGGCCCUCCAAAAAUUACUCCUCGACCAAGAAUUCGCAAACUCAAACUCCCCCCGCUCUUCCCUGCCGCAGAUAAACCCCUCAUCAUUUGAGAACUUGUCCGCAGACAGAUCCUUGGCCGACUACUUCAGCCCCGCAACCUCGCCCUCCGACUACACCACUGCUGACGAGGGCGAACAAGAUGAGGAAGAGGAAGAGGAGAUGGCGGCACCAACGGUCGCGGAUUUGACAAAGUUCUGGGCAAAGACGACCAACGCAUUGGUCAGAUCCAACUCCCAGAGCACCAUCCGCAGUUUUGACUCUGCCACCAGCAGCACCACCCUCUCCAACACCCAUACCGCCACCUCCGCACCUUCAACAUCCUCGGCCACAACCCCAUCCUUGAGCCCCACGGACUCUACCGAGAAACUUUCCUCCCCCACAUCCACCACCCACCAGUCCGAGAUAAUCGAAUCCUCCAUCUCACCCUACACUCCACCCACCGGCCCACCCUCUGAGCUUGAAUCCCGCGUCCUUGCCCUCAAAUCGACCGCCGCCCACUCUGUCAUCGUCGCACAGCUUGCGGAAGAAAACGCCGCCCAGGCGAAUGUCAAGGACCUCGUCCAGGCAACACGGUACCUCCCCAAACACAAGGUCCAGCUCUCUGCCGGGUUUGUUGAAAGUGGAAACGGGGAGAUGGUGUUGGAGGAGGAUGAGAAUGAGGUGGGUGGUGUGGAUGUUGAGUGUCAUAUGCCAGUGAAGGAUUUGACGAAGCGGUGGGAGGAGAUUCACCGUCUUGGUAUCUAA
This is a messenger RNA of Linnemannia hyalina, 4623 nucleotides long. Lineage: Eukaryota; Fungi; Mortierellomycota; Mortierellomycetes; Mortierellales; Mortierellaceae. The record is from the annotation of a GenBank genome assembly.